GAAGAUAUGAGAAGAGUUCCCAAAGCAACAGGCACUCAGAACACAUAGAGAAGAUCACCCAGGAACACAGAGGCACAGAGACACGGCAGCUUUAAAGACAUAAAAACAACAACAGAGAGAUACGUUGCAUCGCGAAGGAUAAGAGAAGGAGAGAAUAAAAAAAUAAAAGAUGGCGAUCGGAAAGAGUCCCAGAAACGGUUCCGUCAGGUCUCCAAAGUACCUGGACAAGAGUUCUGGGUUCUACGGUCGCCUGGAUGAGCCCGAGAUGGGAGGAGAGGAGGAGGAGAGGGGGAGAGAGGAGGACUGGGGGGGAUCGUACCCAGCCACAGAGCUCUCUAAGGGGGGAGAGACGGACCAGGGAGAGCCUGGGGUGUUUGACUUCAACCAGGGAAUGAUGGGAGAUGACGACACCACUCUCCUCCGAAGGAAACCCAGCCGGCUCAGCUCCCGCUGGAGAAGAAGCUCCAGGAAGGCCAAACCCCAGGCGAUCUCCCCUAGGCAGGGGGACCAGAUUCUGGGUACGGAGAUGGAGGCCCCUGUCCUGGAGGUCACCGCGGUGGAAGUGAGAAGGAACCGCUGGGGGAGGAGCACCGGGAAGAAACAGGGGGCCGAGCCCCAGACGGUCUCCCCCAGGGAGGAGGGCCCGAUCCUGGGUAUGGAGAUGGAGACGCAGACCCCUGUCCUGGAGGUGGAGGUGAAGGUAGAGACUGAAGAAGGACAGAGGGAGAAAGAGAGGAGAACAGAAGAGGAGAGGACGCUGGUCCACUUUGCGAGCCGAGAAGAAGCGGAUGACCAGGUUCUGAUAAAGGACAAGAAGAGAGGGAGGGAAGAAGAGAAGGAGGAGGAGAUGAAGGGACAAGAGGAGAUGAAGGUGAUGAGGAAGAGAAGCGCGCUGAAGAACUACCGCAAGACUUUCGACCGAGCGUUCCGUCGAGGGUGGGAGAUCUUCGUCACUAACCUGUACAGCGUGACGCUGACACCUGACUCAUCACCACCACCACCAUCAAGGGAAAUGCACCAUUCCUCAGCAUUAGCAGAAUACAGAUAGGAUUCACAAACCUGUUCAUCUAAUCUGUAAACUGCAAUUGUUCCAAUCAGGUUAUGUAACGCCCAUAUUGUAAUUUGAGAUUGAGGCUGGCUUGGACAGAGUGUUCCGUUUGUGUUCUCAACGCAAAUGACCUGUGUUCACCUCAAUGUAUGGUUCAGUUGAUUAAUCAAUCAGUGAUAUUGAUCUAGUACAUACUGGUUUAUCAAUGAUCAAUAUGAACAGCACACGAUUAACACCAGGAAGUACACAAAGUUUAACUCAUUCUUAUUCUGAAUUCCAAAUAGCACACUAUUGUACAAGUGCACUAAAUAGGGAAUGGGUUUAAUACUUCCUCACAGGGUGAGGUUCAACCUCUCUGGAGGACCGUCUGUAUGGUGGUUUCAGUGUUGCGCAACCUGAGGGAUGUUUCACUAUCCAUGUACCUAUUGAACGUAGCCCAAGAUGAGACCUGAUAACGUAUGUUUCACUAUCCAUGUACCUAUUGAACGUAGCCCAAGAUGAGACCUGAUAACGUAUGUUUCACUAUCCAUGUGCCUAUUGAACGUAGCCCAAGAUGAGACCUGAUAACGUAUGUUUCACUAUCCAUGUGCCUAUUGAACGUAGCCCAAGAUGAGACCUGAUAACGUAUGUUUCACUAUCCAUGUGCCUAUUGAACGUAGCCCAAGAUGAGACCUGAUAACGUAUGUUUCACUAUCCAUGUGCCUAUUGAACGUAGCCCAAGACGAGACCUGAUAACGUAUGUUUCACUAUCCAUGUGCCUAUUGAACGUAGCCCAAGACGAGACCUGAUAACGUAUGUUUCACUAUCCAUGUGCCUAUUGAACGUAGCCCAAGACGAGACCUGAUAACGUAUGUUUCACUAUCCAUGUGCCUAUUGAACGUAGCCCAAGACGAGACCUGAUAACGUAUGUUUCACUAUCCAUGUGCCUAUUGAACGUAGCCCAAGACGAGACCUGAUAACGUAUGUUUCACUAUCCAUGUACCUAUUGAACGUAGCCCAAGAUGAGACCUGAUAACGUAUGUUUCACUAUCCAUGUGCCUAUUGAACGUAGCCCAAGACGAGACCUGAUAACGUAUGUUUCACUAUCCAUGUGCCUAUUGAACUUAGCCCAAGACGAGACCUGAUAACGUAUGUUUCACUAUCCAUGUGCCUAUUGAACGUAGCCCAAGACGAGACCUGAUAACGUAUGUUUCACUAUCCAUGUGCCUAUUGAACGUAGCCCAAGACGAGACCUGAUAACGUAUGUUUCACUAUCCAUGUGCCUAUUGAACGUAGCCCAAGACGAGACCUGAUAACGUAUGUUUCACUAUCCAUGUGCCUAUUGAACGUAGCCCAAGAUGAGACCUGAUAACGUAUGUUUCACUAUCCAUGUGCCUAUUGAACGUAGCCCAAGACGAGACCUGAUAACGUAUGUUUCACUAUCCAUGUGCCUAUUGAACGUAGCCCAAGACGAGACCUGAUAACGUAUGUUUCACUAUCCAUGUGCCUAUUGAACGUAGCCCAAGACGAGACCUGAUAACGUAUGUUUCACUAUCCAUGUGCCUAUUGAACGUAGCCCAAGACGAGACCUGAUAACGUAUGUUUCACUAUCCAUGUGCCUAUUGAACGUAGCCCAAGUGUGUUGUUUGUUUCAUAAAAGGAGAAUGUUUUCAUACCAUGAAAUUAACUAACUAUGGGGGACAUGAGGGUACGAAAUAACAGUCUCAGACUUUGGUCCUCUGACUUUGUCUAAAAGGAGGUUGCGCACACAAACACAUUUAAUACAUUAUUUAUUCAUAUUAAUUUAUUUACUAUAUGAUCACUUUUCACACUUUUCUGUGGAAUCUCUCUCAAUAAUAUCUUACCAAAGAGUUUAUUUAUUGUUAAUUAUUGGCUUAAAUGGCAACAUCCAAUCUCUCUCUUGCAGCAUUGAAGUCAAGCUCAGAAUCAUAUGAGAGCUAUACUGAGCUAGUGGAGGAAAAAAAUGUCAAUAUUGUAUGUGAAUGACUAAAUUGUUAUGAUAUUUGUUUAAAAAUCAAUGCUUUGAUUUACUUUUGCCAACUUGUAGCCUUUGUCCUAAAAUAAAAU
Salvelinus namaycush (lake trout) is the source of this 3115-nucleotide messenger RNA. RefSeq lists its product as uncharacterized. The record is from RefSeq and is a predicted model, not a curated record. NCBI's taxonomy places the organism in Eukaryota, Metazoa, Chordata, Actinopteri, Salmoniformes, Salmonidae. The transcript is spliced from 3 exons. The coding region runs from base 170 to 1048 and encodes 292 amino acids.